AAAAAUGAAUACACUUUUUAUUAUCAUUAUUCUGAUACGGAUAACAUUCCAAAUGAUUGCUUUAGAAAGCGAUGCAAAGAUUGAUUUACCCAAGAUGGACUGUCCUGCCACCUUAAUGUUUGAGCAGAUUGCAUUUCUGCAGGAUAUGAAUGUUGAACUUCCUUGCCGAUGUAAGCCUGAUGGCACCACAUCAGUGAUAUGGUACUACAAAAGGCAUCUUAACAGCAAGCACAUCACAUUGUUUAAGGAUAGCGUCAAAGAUAAAGUGAUAGUGGAUAGUGCAAGAGAUAAGGACCAAAACGAUUUGUAUGCAAGGUUUGAUGUCAUCGACUUAGACCUCACGAUUGUCGGCGCCCAUCCUGAUGACUCUGGCAUUUAUAUCUGUGGCUCAAAGACAGGCGAGUUCUAUUAUGGUUAUGAACUUGAUAUCCAGCGAUCCACUGAUGCCCGAGUGAUAUUCAGUGACAAGGAUGAGCAACCCCUUCCAGAUAUUAAUACAGACGGAUUUCAAGCCUACACCAGUUUUGGACAAUGGUCCAAAUGCGAUCGAUGUGGAGUUAGAGGAGAGCAAAGGAAAUUGGGCCUGUGCACUGCCAGGAGCCCCUACAUGAAUCCACGUUUCCAAAUCAAAGGCGACGACGUUUCAUGUGGUUCAGACGCCGUCCCUGAAAGAUUCAAGCCACUGAUUGCCAAUCGGCCAGCGGAGAUAUUUUUCAGGAGUUGCGAAGUCGCCUGUGCCGAGAACAAACCAGGCAUGCUGGGAAAAGUUGUGAAUGCCGCAAACAAUCUGUCAGCGUAUUUGAAGAAACGCUUUGGUUUUCUUCCAACACACAAGUUGCCCACUCAGAAGUAUGUUUCUACUUUGGGUGGAAAAGUGACGUUUACAUGUCCAGGAUCAAAACCAGACGAUGCAGUAGCCUGGGACAAAGAUGACGAGAGAUUGUACCACAGCGAAUACCUGAUAGGAACAAGCAAAUACAUGAACCUUUUCAUUGACCAUGGGAACAAUCUACACAUUAAAUUUGCACAAUUCACGGAUAAAGGACUGUACACUUGCUGGCUUAACGGAAAGCAAAUAUCAUCUAUCAAGUUGACUGUGAGCAAAGAACCACCCAAGCGCCGCAAACUCACCGAUGCAGACACCCUUUUUGCUGCCAAGGUCCUUGGCUUCUGUUUUCUAGUCUGCACAGUAUUAUUUUUCAUCAUCUUUUUCAUCAAGUGUUGCUGCUACUACUGCAAAUGCUGUCCUAAAUUCAGUCCUGAAAAUGAAGUUUAAAAACUGCCAAGCCUACUAAGAUGU
Xenopus laevis (African clawed frog) is the source of this 1300-nucleotide messenger RNA. Its product is annotated as Ig-like V-type domain-containing protein FAM187A. Bases 5 to 1276 code for a protein of 423 amino acids. Lineage: Eukaryota; Metazoa; Chordata; Amphibia; Anura; Pipidae. The transcript has a single exon. The record is from RefSeq and is a predicted model, not a curated record.